AUGAUUAUAGUUGUUGCAUUUUUGGUUCAAUGUUUAAUCGCGUUUGCCAAUGAUUGUUACGUUGUUAUGCGAGAUAACAGAGUUUCUAAAUUUAUGGUAAUUAUCAUUAUUGCUAUGACCACAGCUGGACUUGCGCCAAGAAUUGUAGGCGGAAAAAUAGCAAAACCAGGUGAAUUUCCGUAUCAGGUCUCGCUGCAGAUAGAACCGCUUCGGUAUCAUUACUGUGGCGGUACAAUUCUCAACGAAUACUACGUUAUAACUGCUGCUCACUGUGUGAAAGAUCUGCCUCUAGAAAUUAUAAUCGUUGUUUCUGGUACGGUCGAUCUGCGUAAGCCAGCUUCCAAACAUCCUGUCGAGAAGAUUUAUGUUCAUGAAAAAUACAAUAGCACGGAUACGUAUGCAAACGACAUUGCUCUAGUCAAGGUAAAGAACCAGUUUAAAAAAUCUUUUCUCGAAUCAUUCGUUCCUAUGCCUUUGCCUGAAGAAAUCGCUGAAACUAACGAUCCAGCUAUAGUUUCUGGAUUUGGAACUCUGACAUACGAAGGAGAGAAGACAGAUUUUCUACAUUGGGUAGAUAUCCAAGUAGCAAGUCAAACUUACUGCAAUCUAAUGUACAACAACGUUAUCCAUGACACACAGCUUUGUGCACACGACUCGACUAUUGUUAAGGGACAUUGUAACGGUGAUUCUGGAGGUCCCUUAACGGUGAAUGGAAAACUUCACGGUAUUGUGUCUUGGUCAAUGGAUUGUGCUAACGUAGUAUAUCCUUCUGUGUAUACACGAGUUAGCUCCUACCUUAAUUGGAUCAAAGAACAUGCUGCAUAG
This is a messenger RNA of Habropoda laboriosa, 825 nucleotides long. Its product is annotated as chymotrypsin-2-like. Gene Ontology annotation, molecular function: serine-type endopeptidase activity. Bases 1 to 825 code for a protein of 274 amino acids. The transcript is spliced from 7 exons. Gene Ontology annotation, biological process: proteolysis. The record is from RefSeq and is a predicted model, not a curated record. Lineage: Eukaryota; Metazoa; Arthropoda; Insecta; Hymenoptera; Apidae.